Messenger RNA from Blastomyces dermatitidis ER-3, 204 nucleotides. RefSeq lists its product as uncharacterized. The transcript is spliced from 2 exons. NCBI's taxonomy places the organism in Eukaryota, Fungi, Ascomycota, Eurotiomycetes, Onygenales, Ajellomycetaceae. The record is from RefSeq and is a predicted model, not a curated record. The coding region runs from base 1 to 204 and encodes 67 amino acids.
AUGCACUUCAUGAUUCAGAACAUUGAGAAGACAGCCCUGCUCUCUGAGCAUGUCAAUCUGCUUAUCACUGAGAUGGAACCCGAGGCAGCAGACCAGGAAAUGUGGGAUUUUGAGACAGUGAAGAGAGAUUUUGAGAUGAUUAUCAUCUCAGAUGAGAAGAAGGAGAAGAAGAAGAAGAAGAAGAAGAAGAAGAAUGAGAAGUGA